Messenger RNA from Xenopus tropicalis (tropical clawed frog), 2945 nucleotides. RefSeq names its product synaptotagmin-1. The coding region runs from base 328 to 1524 and encodes 398 amino acids. The record is from RefSeq and is a predicted model, not a curated record. The transcript has 8 exons. NCBI's taxonomy places the organism in Eukaryota, Metazoa, Chordata, Amphibia, Anura, Pipidae.
UAUACAUGUAUACAUUUAUGUUUUGGCUUAGGGCAAAGGCAUAUUUAUGCCUCUCCAGGAUGCAAUGAAUUCCUUUACAGCACUAUACCAUUAAGAAUACAUCAUUACCUUUGUGCAGGGCUGCUUUAAGGUACCAGUGGGCCCAGGGCAGAGAUCUCAUUGGUGGGUCCUCACAGCCAAUAGAUUUGGGAUAGAACUACGCUAUAGCAGAUGGUUUCCUGUGGGCGUCAGCUACAGACAAAUGCUCAAUACACUGGAGCGUGCCGCCCUGAAUAUACUCUUUGCUGAAUUCAGUUUUGCUCCUUGUGUCUGGGAUAGCCUGGGACAAUGCUGCAAAUUGCCCUCGCUUCGUUCCAGAUAUUUCUCCCCUUUUCCAAUUCAGUUAAAUACAUUCUUCUGGGGGUGGCAAUAUUCUUGUUCCUGGUGGCAAUCUUCCUUUUAGUCUACAACCUUUACAAGUACCUAAGAUAUAAAUCAUCUGUUGCUAGAAAUGAAAAGACAUACCUUGAUGGAACAUAUGUUGAGAAGAAAACUACCAGCAACAUCCUACUGAAAAGUGUAGCUCCAACCUUUCUAGAGAUAACCAGAAAAGAACAAGACUCAAAGAUUCAACUAAUGCGAAAGGAAAUGGAAAAGUUGGAAGAGCGUCUUACUCCUUCACCUCCCAGUACAGAAAGUUUGGAUGAUUUGGAUUCUAACCCUCCACUUAUGCCUAGAGGGAAACUAAAAUUAUCCCUUUAUUAUGAUAAGAAGAAAAUGGCCCUGCUUAUUAAUGUUAUUGAAGCCACAGACCUCCCAGCCCAUAGUCACGAUCCAUUUGUAAGAAUUAAGGUAUUCUCCAAAGCAGAUGAUCCGCAUUCUUCUGUUCAAACCAUCAUUCAUGAAUGGGACACCAAGGUGGUGAAAAACAGCAGAAACCCAGUGUUUGUAGAGUCCUUCACUUGCACUUUAAAAGAAUCACAGCUGCUAUCUACCAGUCUGAAGUUUGAGGUAAAAGAUUUCGACAAAUAUUCCAGACAUACCCUAAUAGGGGAGACAAGGGCCACGCUACAGGGCUUAAAGACUUCCAAAACACUGGAGCUUUAUGAAGAUCUGCAAGAAAAAACGAAGGAUGCUAUCGGCGAGGUCUUGAUUUCAUUAAAAUGUUUGCCCACGGCACAAAAAAUAGAAGUCGGAAUUUUAAAAUUCAAAACCAGUUCACUGAGCACAAUUUCAGAAAGAGACGUGUAUGCCAGAAUAGAUGUUUUUACCAACCAGCAUAAACAGAAGCACCAGAAAUCUAGCCUUCGUGCUAAAUCCAAAGUAACAGUGUUUAAUGAGACUUUUCUCUUUGGCCUGCCGGACCCUGGGAAAACUCACUGUCUGAUUCUUGUCUCACUGUAUGAAACUAUAGCUAGUGGGAGGAAACUUAUUGGACAGACCUCCCUAGGCAACCAGAAUACCAAAGCAGAAGAUGGACACUGGGAACUUAUGAUGCAGACAUUGCGUCAACCUGUAGCUAAGUGGCACCCACUAUUUAUUUGAGUAGACAGAUUUAUAAAGGCAAAAUAAUGUGUAUCUUGGAGACUACAGAGAUAAAAACUGCAUAGACUGACCGUUCUAACUCUGGAGAAGAUUAGAACAUCAUCAUUGAUUGUAUCAAGGUUUUUAUAAUCACUCCCCUCUGUGUAAUUGAAGUCUCCAUGGCAUCUAAAAUGACACGUCCUCUCUUGGAACACUCAUUGCCAAGUUCAAAACUUUCCAUGGAAACAAUGCCAGAACAGCCAUACCUAACAUCACUAUGUGCAAUGCCUAAUGUUGGCAGAAGUCCAUCUAAAAUGUAUGGCUGAGAUGCGAAUCGAAGAAGUUGAUUGGCCUACACAGAGUCCUGACCUCAAACCAACAUAACUUCCAACAACUGUGGGAUGAACUGAAACCCUGGCCUGAUCUCCAACAUUGUGUCAACCUUAGUAAUGCUCUAGUGGCUAAAGAGAAACAACCCCCUGCCCCCACAACUAGCGGAAAGCCUUCCCAGAAGAGUAAAGGCUGUUACAGCAGCAAUGAAAAACCUAUGGAUUGGGAAAGAGAAGCUGGACAGGCAGGUGUGCAGAUACAUUUGGCCAUAUAGUGUAGUUUGUAUACAACUUAGUUUCUAUUUUAAAGCUGUGAUAAUUUUGCUAAAGUUAUUGUUUUGUGAGUAGCCUCUGGAUCUCCAUUUAAAAUAAGUACAGAAGCUGCUACAUUUUAGGUCAACUAAUACUGUAUAUUAGAGGCCCACUAUAGCCAUUACUGUUUAGACUUUAUGUAAAUACACAGAGUAAUGCAAGACUUAACAUUAUGCUGUAGAAAUGCUUCUUUUCUAUGUAUUUGUAAAGCAAUAUGGAAUAUGUUGGCACUAUACAAAUAAAAGGGUAAUAUUAAUAUACAAUAAAUAAUUAUACAUAUUAUAUAUAUACACACAUACAUACACACACACUUUAAUCAUCUUUGGGGAAGAAAAAUCAACCCUGUUAAGCAUUUAAUAAUAUUGUCCACUCUUUUGAUAAACUGUUACAUCUAUUUAGUAUUGUGCUUAUCUACCGAGAAACCAAGUUAUCAAGAUUAACAGAUUGUCAAAGCAUGGUUACCGUACUUUUCCGCCCAACAUCAUUUUCUAACAUAUUAGGCUUAAGGGCAGUGGCACACAGGUGCUUUGUUGUUGCAGGUUUGCAAGGUUUCUGGCCCAAGUAUUUCAGUGGUUGUCAGGGUCUGAUCUUUAGUCCCUAAAAUAACAGGAGAAAUUGAUUGCCACUUGGUGCAGUAUACCUCUCACGGUAUAAUCAAUGGCGGUUUUGGACAGAUGCCAUGAGGCUGUGGACUACAACAUUGGCCAGUAUCCAUUAAGACUACAAUGACUUGUCCAACAGAUUCCUGUGUAGAAAGUCCUCCUGAAUAAAUAAAAUAAAAACACUCCUUAUUGAUCCUGA